Molecule: messenger RNA, 2981 nt
Organism: Alosa sapidissima (American shad)
Lineage: Eukaryota; Metazoa; Chordata; Actinopteri; Clupeiformes; Clupeidae
Gene: trap1
Product: TNF receptor-associated protein 1
Exons: 18
Coding region: 61-2214 (717 amino acids)
Biological process (GO): protein folding
Cellular component (GO): mitochondrial inner membrane
Molecular function (GO): protein kinase binding; ATP hydrolysis activity; ATP-dependent protein folding chaperone
Source: RefSeq, a predicted model, not a curated record
GAGUUACUGUUGUCGCAUACUUGCUGAACACGCCGGAUAGGUCAAACGUUCCCUGACAAGAUGUCUCGGUGUUUAAUGUUAAUGAAAUAUGCUGUCGGAAUUUCUCCGCGAAUCAGUUCGAGACUUGUGCUCUCUGGACGAGGAUCUGGAAGUAGAGUUCUGACAGCCACAUUUAAAGCAGAUGGUGGUGAAGUCGGAAAACAUCAUUACCACACAAGACCCCAGUUCUGGGGCUCGGUCCACUCCGGUGUCGCACAGAACCAGCGAUAUUUCAGCACACAGCAGGCCGAGAGUGCGGAAGAGGAGCCUUUGCACACCAUCAUAAGUGAUACAGAGAACGUACAAGGUUCCUUUUCCAAGCAUGAGUUUCAGGCAGAGACGAAGAAACUCCUGGACAUUGUUGCCAGGUCACUGUACUCUGAGAAAGAGGUGUUUAUCCGUGAGCUCAUCUCCAACGGCAGCGAUGCUCUGGAGAAGCUCAGGCACCGUCUGAUCACGGGAGGCGGGGACACUGCUCCCAUGGAGAUCCACUUGCAGACUGAUGCCGCCAAAGGCACCUUUACUAUCCAGGACACAGGGGUCGGGAUGAACCAGGAAGAGCUGGUGGCUAAUCUGGGUACUAUUGCUCGUUCUGGCUCUAAGGCUUUCCUGGACUCUCUGCAGAGUCAGGCAGAGGCCAGCAGCUCCAUCAUUGGCCAGUUUGGGGUUGGUUUCUACUCAGCCUUCAUGGUGGCUGAUAAAGUGGAGGUGUUCUCCCAGUCUGCAGAGCCUGGCACCCCUGCAUAUAAAUGGGCCUCAGAUGGGUCUGGUGUGUUUGAGAUUGCGGAGGCCAGUGGGGUCCGCCAGGGCACCAAGAUCGUCCUGUACCUUAAAGAUGACUGCAAGGAAUUCUCUGCUGAAGACAGGGUCAAAGAGGUGGUCACCAAGUACAGCAACUUUGUUAGUUUUCCCAUAUUCCUGAAUGGACGAAGAUUGAAUACCCUGCAGGCCCUGUGGAUGAUGGAGCCGAAGGAGAUCAGUGAGUGGCAGCACGAGGAGUUCUACCGCUUUGUGGCACAAUCGUACGAUAAGCCUCGCUACACCCUGCACUACCGCGCAGACGCCCCCCUCAACAUCCGCAGUAUCUUCUAUGUACCUGACAUGAAGCCUACCAUGUUUGACGUCAGUCGUGAGAUGGGCUCCAGCGUGGCCCUGUACAGCCGCAAGGUUCUCAUCCAGACCAAAGCCGCCGACAUCCUGCCCAAGUGGCUCCGCUUCCUCCGAGGUGUGGUGGACAGUGAGGAUAUUCCCCUUAAUCUUAGCAGAGAGCUACUUCAGGAGAGUGCCCUCAUCAGGAAACUGCGGGAUGUCCUUCAGCAACGCGUGAUCCGCUUCUUCUUGGACCAGAGCAAGAAGGAGCCAGAGAAGUAUUCCCGCUUCUUCGAGGACUACGGCCUCUUCAUGAGGGAGGGCAUCGUCACCACAGCAGAGCAGGAUGUCAAGGAGGACAUCGCAAAGCUGUUGCGCUUCGAAUCGUCGGCACUGCCGGCAGGCCAGACCACCAGCCUGAUGGAGUAUGGCAGUCGCAUGAAGGCGGGCACCCGCAACAUCUACUACCUGUGUGCCCCCAACCGCCACCUGGCCGAACACUCGCCUUACUUUGAGGCCAUGAAGCAGAAGGACAUGGAGGUCCUCUUCUGCUUUGAGCAGUUUGAUGAGCUGACACUCCUCCACCUGCGAGAGUUUGACAAGAAGAAGGUGAUCUCUGUGGAAACUGACAUUGUGGUGGAUCACUACAAAGAGGAGAAGUUUCAGGAUAGCAAGCCAGCAUCUGAGAGGUUGACAGAUCAGCAAACGGAGGAUCUAAUGGCCUGGAUGAGGAAUACUCUGGGAUCCAGAGUGACUAACAUAAAGAUGACGCCCCGUUUGGACACACACCCGGCCAUGAUCACGGUGCUGGAGAUGGGUGCAGCACGGCACUUCCUGCGCACUCAGCAGCUGGCACGGAGUGCAGAAGAGCGGGCGCAGAUCCUGCAGCCCACGCUGGAGAUCAACGCUGGUCAUGAUCUGAUCAAGAAGCUGCACGCACUGAAAGACUCCAACUCUGAACUGGCACAGCUGCUUCUGGAGCAGAUCUACGACAACGCCAUGAUUGCAGCAGGUCUUAACGACGACCCCAGGCCCAUGAUCUCGCGGCUCAAUGACCUGCUGACCAAAGCCCUGGAGAAGCACUGACCCUUGCCCCUUCCCAAUCAUCCAACAUGUCCUCUGUACCCCCAGUAGGGUUUAAGACUCUUGGCUUACCCCCUUAUCUGUCCGCCCUAAACAAACUAUGCCUUUUUCACACCAUGAAAUGUGAUUGGAACCAGAACCUGUAGUCACUUUGGAGACAAUACAGGAAGGCCUGGAGGUGUGUGUGUGUGUGUGUGUGCCUGCGUGCCUGUGUGCCCGCCCUGAGGUACAGUCAAGAGGACUCCCAGUGGGGAAAGUUGAGUGGAAGCUGAACGCUACCUUUCUUACAUGUUCAUUCAUUAAAUGAAUGUGGGUUUGGUCUGGGAGAGGAACACAGCCAUGAUAUUCCAGUAGGAUGUUGGCACAGAUUAACAUCAAUGUGAGGCAAUGUGAAGAAGUUUGUGUCAAUGUGAAGAAGACCUGGUGUCAAUGAACAGCAAGGAGUGUAGACCCUCAUGUUUUAGUCUAUUUAUGAAGCAUUUUAAAGCAAGAGCACUUCUCCACGAUAAAAGGUUCAAAGCCUCCAUGAAGAUCAGGCAGUUGCAAACAUCCACCAGUAAUAGAGCUUACACAAGCACAUUAAAUGUGAAGGGCAAAAUUCCGCCACAAACAAAAUAAAGUUAAUUCUUCCCAGGCUUCUCUGCUCUUUUAGUCAUACCCCCACAAACAGCUCCUCUGUGAUUAUUCUGGUGUAUAAAAGUUAUGUCAAUUGAAAUGUUUUCAGUAUAAUAUCUUCUGUGUCAUGAUAAAAUAAUUUCAGAAAAAUUCAA